AGAGACAAGAAAUCUACAACCUGCACUCAGUGUGGAAAGAGUUUCUCAAAGAAACAACAUCUUGAGAUUCACAUGAGAGUUCAUACUGGAGAGAAGCCGUUCACAUGUGAUCAGUGUGGGAAGAGCUACAGUCAAUCAUCAAACCUUAAAGCACACAUGAGGAUCCACACCGGAGAGAAGCCGUUCACAUGUGAUCAUUGUGGGAAGAACUGCACACAAAAAGGAAAUCUUAAGGAACACAUGAGAAUUCAUACAGGAGAGAAGCCGUUCACAUGUGAUCAGUGUGGGAAGAGUUUUACAUCAAAACAAAGUCUUAAGAUUCACAGUGCAGUUCACACCAGAGAGAAGCAGUUCGAAUGUCAUGAAUGCAGCAAAACGUUUCUCUGGGCAACAAACCUGAAGAAACAUCUGACAGUUCAUACAAAGGAGAAGCCACAUUCAUGUUCUGUGUGUGGAAAGAGUUUUUCACUGCUGUAUUAUUUAAAUAAACAUGAGAAAAUACACACUGGUGUGAGAGAGUACAUGUGUUUUGAGUGUGAGAAGACUUUUACUACAUUAAAGUAUUUAAAAGUGCACCAGAGAAUUCACACUGGAGAAAAACCUCACAAGUGUUCACAGUGUGACAAGAGAUUCAGUGAUUCAUCAUCUCUAAAAACACAUGAAAGGAUCCACACUGGAGAAAAACCUUACAAGUGUUCACACUGUGACAAGAGAUUUAAUCAGUCAUCAUAUAUGAAAACACAUGAGAAGAUCCACACUGGAGAAAAACCUUACAAGUGUUCACAAUGUGACAAGAGAUUCAGUGAUUCAUCAUCUCUGAAAACACAUGAAAGGAUCCACACUGGAGAAAAACCUUACAAGUGUUCACAGUGUAACAAGAGAUUCAGUGAUUCAUCAAAUCUGAAAACACACGAGAGGAUCCACAGCAGAGAGAAGCCAUACACGUGUGAUCAGUGUGGAAAGAGUUUCUCUUUUAAAAAUCAGCUGAAAAUACACAUGAAGAUCCAUGCAGUGGAGAAACCACAUCACUGCAGAUUGAAAUCACGAUAAGUAGUUCAUCUUUAUGUGCUGAGAAACAAAGUAGUUUCCUUACAGCCACAAUAAGUGGCAGGACAGUUUGGUGGUUGCUUAGUGUCUGCUUGAAAAAUCUGAAUCUUCUCCUGAAACUACAACAGAAUGAUCAAAUCAUUGUUAAAACAGACUGUGUGGAUUCUUCCCUUAAGGUCAUUGUGACAAACUGCCAUGUUUCUUUCUAUUAU
Molecule: messenger RNA, 1259 nt
Organism: Megalobrama amblycephala (Wuchang bream)
Lineage: Eukaryota; Metazoa; Chordata; Actinopteri; Cypriniformes; Xenocyprididae
Product: zinc finger protein 235-like
Exons: 1
Coding region: 73-1050 (325 amino acids)
Cellular component (GO): nucleus
Source: RefSeq, a predicted model, not a curated record